UUAACACAUCCAGCCUACGACUAUACUGGGUUGCAUGACUUUAAUUUCUGUUGAUUGAGGUAUGAAUGAAGUGAUCACCACUUUCAUACAGCAAAGGAAAAAAAAAAUCUUCAUUUUGCAGGGGAGAGGCAAGGAGAGAUGAUUGUGUGAAUAAAUAAAAGAUACCAUUGAACUUUCAAUAGCUGCUUUCUUACUGGAUAUGCGCAUUCUCAGAGACAAGCUUCAGAAUAAAAAAAUAAUUGAAUUCAAUUCAGAAGCAAAAAAAAAAAAAAUUCAGAAGGAAGAAGAUGAACACUGUAAUGUAUUUUCCUUUGCUCUGAGUUGCAGAACAAUGGCGAGUGAAAUCAGAAGAGAGGAAAACGGUCUGAAGAUCAUUAAUAACACUGUAUCCAAAGCAAAUUGUCUUUGGUAUCAAAAAAAUACAAGGCUACCAGAGCACACUGCGGUGGCACAAUAUGAACUCCAUAGGAACCGUCACGCUGUUAAUCUAAAGGGAAAUCGUUCACUUUCUCUACAACUCUGAUAUUAAGAUAUUCUUCAAUGCAUCCUAGAUUCCUUCUCAGAAUAAGCACUUGACAUGGGGAGCGACACAUUUUUAAAUACAUUUCCCACACCUACAUGACUCAGAGGAAAAUUAAAAGUGUGAGCAACAUGAAACUGGCAUAUACUGACAAAAACAAGAAGACAGAGCUGGUCACAUUUACGAAUUUAUCAUUAAAGGUACUACAGGCUUUCUAGAAGAAUGUAUGGUUUAGGCAGUAAAUUUUAUUACUGUUCCCUUUUUUGUAGGUUAGGGUUAAUAUUAGAUUGCUAAGGAAAGAAGUUGGAAUCAAAAGUCUUUCAACAAUAUUUUCAGGAUCUGACAAUUUUAUCACCAUUUUGGAUAUCAUGGGGUGUGGAGGCAGUCGAACUGAUGCCCUGGAACCAACAUAUCCUGAAAGUUUGACCAAGGAGACUGAAUCGACCUGGUUGAGAAACACAGAUACUGACAUUCCUCUAUCAUCCAUACACAACAUUCCUUCUGAUAACUCUUCUGAAUCAGACUUCAUUUCUGAGAAAAGCAACCUGAAUGCAGUGGCAGAUUUUUUUGAUGAUGGACUCCCAGCCCAGGCACAGGCUUACCUCAAAAUCUGCACGACCAUCUCAGAACCAGUACUCAGUGGCAAGAAGCCAAUGUCUGGAAAACAAACUUCAAAAAAGCAGGCAACGUCUAGCCAUUUAAGAGACUCAGCAGUGCAGAAAUGCAAUGUAGUGCAAACUGGAGAAGUGAGUCCUUCAGCAUGAGAACUUGGAAUAUUCAGUUGAUUGCUUGUGUAUUUACUAAAUAUGGUCGUUAGUAUGUGGGAAGUGUGUACUCAAAACAAACAUGUUAUUUCCAAAAGGCCACAUAUAGUUCAGUUUUACAAACUACUCAAUAAAACUACAGCAAUAGGAAAGUAGUAUUUUUGUUUAGAUACACAGCUGACUGCCUUGCAAAAUGUAACUUUUCCUUUUAGGUUUUGUACACAUUUUUCCAAAUGUUAUAGCUUAAUAAAAAUAAGUUAAAUAAAAUAAUUCAGUUCUGAAUGUAUUUGGUACA
Molecule: messenger RNA, 1579 nt
Organism: Protopterus annectens (West African lungfish)
Lineage: Eukaryota; Metazoa; Chordata; Ceratodontiformes; Protopteridae
Product: brain and acute leukemia cytoplasmic protein-like
Exons: 3
Coding region: 889-1284 (131 amino acids)
Cellular component (GO): cytoplasm
Source: RefSeq, a predicted model, not a curated record